Molecule: messenger RNA, 1101 nt
Organism: Dioscorea cayenensis subsp. rotundata (Guinea yam)
Lineage: Eukaryota; Viridiplantae; Streptophyta; Magnoliopsida; Dioscoreales; Dioscoreaceae
Product: extensin-like
Exons: 1
Source: RefSeq, a predicted model, not a curated record
AAACUCAACGAGGUGUGCUCCCUGAACGUGUAUUCUAAGUCCCAUGAGGAGGUGGUCCUUAAGGCCAAGCCACUUGCCUUUGCACCAGAGAAACCCUAUGAGCAUUGUGAGCACCAUCACCACAACCACCACAACCACCACCACCAUCACCACCAUCAUCAGACACCCUCUCCAACACCACCCUAUUACUAUAACUCUCCUCCUCCACCGGUGAAGUCUUGGUCUCCACCUUAUCAUUAUACUUCUCCUCCACCACCGAAGUCUUUGCCACCACCUUAUCAUUAUACAUCUCCUCCACCACCGAAGUCAUUGCCUCCACCGUAUCACUAUACAUCUCCUCCACCACCAAAGUCAUUGCCACCACCAUAUCACUACACAUCUCCUCCGCCACCGAAGUCAUUGCCUCCACCGUAUCAUUAUACUUCUCCUCCACCACCGAAGUCAUUGCCUCCACCGUAUCAUUAUACAUCUCCACCACCACCAAAGAACCCACCUUCUAUUCCACCUUACUACUAUAAGUCUCCUCCACCACCCUCACCAUCUCCACCACCACCUUAUUAUUACAAGUCCCCACCACCUCCUUCACCAUCUCCUCCACCACCAUACUAUUACAAGUCCCCACCACCUCCCUCACCAUCUCCUCCUCCUCCCUACUAUUACAAAGUCCCCACCACCUCCCUCACCAUCUCCUCCUCCUCCCUACUAUUACAGCUCUCCCACCACCUCCCUCACCUUCUCCUCCUCACCCCUACUACUACAACUCUCACCACCUCCCAUCACCUUCCUCCCCACCACCUUACUACUACAAAUCCCCACCUCCUCCAUCACCUUCUCCCCCACCACCCUACUAUUACAGAGUCCCCACCACCCCUCCCAUCGCAGUCUCCUCACCACCCCCUAUUACUACAAAUCUCCUCCUCCACCAUCACCAUCCCCACCACCACCCUAUUACUACAAAUCUCCUCCUCCACCAUCACCAUCCCCACCACCUCCUUACUACUACAAAUCUCCUCCCCCACCAUCACCCUCACCACCACCUCCCUUACUACUACAAGUCACCUCCUCCCACCAUCACCCAUCACCACCACCCUUUACUACUGA